CCAAACAAAAGCGACCGUCACCUUAAGACCUAACCUCAUCAGCAGGGCAGCCGAAAUUUGCCACAGCAAAGUUCGGCCCUAACUAGUUUCGUCUCGCUAACUUGUCAGCCUCGUUGUAACCGCGUUUCCCCUAACACCACAAUAUGGGCAGAUGGACAGCCGAAUAUUAUGACGAAGUGUUCAGUGCAAAAAUGAGGAGCUUGGUCUCCGGAGCAAUCAAGCGCCAUAGGCUUGAGAAAACUGAACCCACGAUAAGCUAUGAGCAUUUUGUAGAGGACUUGGACGGUGGUGACUCGUUUACCACUUCGUUGAUUGAGAUUCUGGUCAAGGAAGUAGCAGACCGACACCAUCGCCAGAAUGCCACUGACCGUGGUCUUAUUGGAGAUCGCACCGCUAGAGCGCUGAAGAGGUUAUCUAAUCCAACCACUACCUACAGGGAACUGGACCUUUCAGACUACUUGUCGCGACCUCCGGAUGAACUCGAGAUGGACGAAGAGGCCGAUGAGCUUGAGUCACUAGAGCAGUAUGGCCUCGUGCCACUCGAGGGCACACGCACGAACACUGAGUUGUAUGAGGCAUACCGGCAUCGUCCACAGCCGAAUGCUUCAACAACAGCCUACCACGCGUUCUCUCCUGCUUUUUACAGCGUACCUGCACCGCCUCCGGCUCCUGCGCCAGACUCCCCCAGUGAUAGGGUACUUCCUCCUCUACUUGAUUCACCCCCUGCUCCACGGCUCGGUGGCUUGACACUUCCAUCAGCGAGUGGCCUGCUCCAUACCUCACUGAGUCGACAGCCCUCCAUUCGCCGUCCUGUCAGAAGCAGGACAGCAGAUUUCAGUGACUUCAGCGCACGGCGUCGAAAUUCUUCACGACAUCUAGCUGAUGAAGAGGGCCCAUCGAGAUUCGAUUCGUCUAGCGCAUUCCCUGGAUUCCGACCCCCUUCAUCUGGACCGCCGGGCCAAGCCAGGCGGUUUUUCCCUUUCCGCUCACGACGCUUCGAAGUCAUUCCCACACCUCGACCUGUCCCCAGCACGGGUGAAGACUGGCUCUUCCCACCAGCCCCGUGGUCAUCAUCCCCAUCAGACCGCACUGCGUCCUUGGCACCCGAUAGCCAAGUUGGUGAAGAGCGCUCCCAGGCGCCUCGGCUCCGGCGAGGCGGCCUUAGAGCACCAGAAUCUAUGCUCUCACGACACAUUUCGCCGGCCACCAAUGCGGAGCUGGCACUGAGGGUAUCAGAGGAUAUGGCUGCUAUUGAGAGCGCGGAAGCCGAACGUCCAGAGCAGACACGAUCUGUAUCGGAAGAGAUAUUACAAUCUAUUGGUGGACCAUAG
Molecule: messenger RNA, 1331 nt
Organism: Suillus subaureus
Lineage: Eukaryota; Fungi; Basidiomycota; Agaricomycetes; Boletales; Suillaceae
Exons: 6
Coding region: 144-1331 (395 amino acids)
Source: RefSeq, a predicted model, not a curated record